Messenger RNA from Tinamus guttatus (white-throated tinamou), 2160 nucleotides. The record is from RefSeq and is a predicted model, not a curated record. Lineage: Eukaryota; Metazoa; Chordata; Aves; Tinamiformes; Tinamidae.
AUGGGGCUCCGAGAGCUGCGGCCGGCUGCAGCCGUCGGCCCGUGGCGCCCCAGCCCUUGGAGCAUCGUGGCGCAGCACAGCGCACAGUUCCGGGGCAACACGCAGCACGACGCCCUCGAGUUCCUGCUCUGGCUGCUCGACCGCCUGCACGAGGACCUGGGCUCCUCCUCGCCCGUCCCCAAGCCCCGUGGCGACGAGCAGGUUGGUGGCCCUUGCGGCGCGUGCGCCGAGUCCUCGCUGACCUGCCCGCACUGCCGCAAGCAGAGCAACACCUUCGACCCCUUCCUGUGCGUCUCGCUGCCGAUCCCCCCGCGCCAGACCAGGCCGCUCAACGUCAACUUGGUCUUCCAGUGCAAGAGCCUGCGGUUUGGGCCCCCGCUGGUGAUGCGAGAGGACCGAGGCGUCUCCUGGGAGCAGCUCCAGCAGUGCAUCCUGGCCAAAAUGCGUUACCUGAUGAGGAGCGAGGUGCCGCCGCAGGGCGCCGGAGCCCUGUUCCGCAUCCGCGUGGCCGGCAGCUCCGUAGGCUGCAGCUACCUGGCAACCCCGGACAACCGCCCGCUGCACUGUCACCCCUGCAGGGCGCUGCAGUUGGGCGGCCCGGGCGGCCCUCCCCACGUGAAGCUGACGGUGGAGUGGGACAUCAGCACCAAGGAGCGCCUCUUCGGCAGCAUCCAGGAGGAGGUGGUGCAGGACGCGGAGAGCGUGCGGCUGCAGCAGCAGGCGCACCAGCAGCAGCACAGCUGCACGCUGGACGAGUGCUUCCAGCUCUACACCAAGGAGGAGCAGCUGGCACCAGACGACGCGUGGCGCUGCCCGCACUGCAAGGUGCUGCAGCAGGGCACGGUGAAGCUGAGCCUCUGGACCUUGCCCGACAUCCUCAUCAUCCACCUCAAGCGCUUCCGCCAGGUGGCUGAGCGCCGGCACAAACUCACCACGCUGGUGCGCUUCCCUCUGCGGGGUCUCGACAUGGCCCCCCACGUGGCCCAAAGAGGCCAGGCGCCCGGCAAGCAAGUGCUGGGACACUGGGCGCCCUGGAAGGCCCCGCUCUACCUGCCCGAGAGCUGCCAGCUUGACUACCUCUACGACCUGUACGCCGUCUGCAACCACCACGGCAGCAUGCAGGGGGGGCACUACACGGCCUCCUGCUGCAACUCUCUGGACGGGCGCUGGUACAGCUACGAUGACAGCACGGUGGAGGGGGUGCAAGAGGACGAGGUGAGCACCCGCAGCGCCUACAUCCUCUUCUACCAGCGCAGGAACGCCAUCCCCAGCUGGUCGGCCAGCAGCUCCAUGAGAGGCUCCACCAGCUCCUCCCUGUCUGAUCACUGGGUGUCGCGGCUCAGCACCCAGCGGGAGAGCACGGGCUCGCGGGGCUUUGCCACGUGCCCCUCGCUGCCCCGCACCCCCAGCUCGCCCAGCUUCCCCGACGCAGGCAGCAGACUGGAGAAGGGGUACUGGGAGAGGCUUUUCCAGAGCUUGCAGCGCUACUACCACGGGGAAGCCAUCACGGGGCUGCUACUGCUGUACCCCUCCUGCAUGGUCCACGCGCUCGAGCCGCUGCAGAGACGCAGCGCGGCGCCCUCUACCCUCUGCAGGCCUCCCGUGCUCUUCUCCGUGCUGCGGGCCCUGCGGGACGCGGGGCAGCAGGGACACAGGCCACUUGUCAUGGAGCCCAAGAUCGUGGUGCUGUCACACAACAUCCCCACGCGACUGUUCCACCAGUGGAGCUACCAGGCGCCGAAUGUGUCCAUGGGCCCGGUGGCUGCUGGUGCGGAGCCCCUUGAGGGCCUCGUGGGCGAGUGCUUGGCCACGCUGCUGCGCCUUGGCCAGCUGCAGCAGCACCCGGAGAGCCCCCCGCACGGCCUGGAUGCGCUGGUGGAGCAGGUCCCCGAGCUGCUGGGUUUGGAGGCUGCCGCGGGGCACCUCCUGGUGUGCGCUGAGCUGCAGAGCCCCGAGCAGUUCCUGCAGGCCUACGACAGCCCCCUGCACCCCAGCCUGGGCGCGGACCAUGUGUGGCCGGUCUGGGAGCACUUGGCGCUCCCCUCCGCGGCCUUGCAGCAGACAUGGCCUAUGGGGACCCUGGAGCUCCCUGACGGCCGCAAGGAUUCCCGAGCCCUGCAGCACGGAGGCUUUGCCGCAGGCCCUGGGAUUGGCAGCUGA